Messenger RNA from Aspergillus luchuensis, 543 nucleotides. It is a transcript of the gene DTD1, whose product is annotated as D-aminoacyl-tRNA deacylase. Bases 1 to 543 code for a protein of 180 amino acids. Gene Ontology annotation, cellular component: cytoplasm. Gene Ontology annotation, biological process: tRNA metabolic process. Lineage: Eukaryota; Fungi; Ascomycota; Eurotiomycetes; Eurotiales; Aspergillaceae. The transcript has 5 exons. Gene Ontology annotation, molecular function: D-tyrosyl-tRNA(Tyr) deacylase activity. The record is from RefSeq and is a predicted model, not a curated record.
AUGAAAGCCGUCCUACAACGAGUCAAGUCCGCCUCGGUCACCGUGGAUGGCCACCUAAUCUCCUCGAUCGGACAAGGCAUUCUCGUCCUCGCCGGCGUAGGAAAGGAAGAUACCGAGAAAGAUGCCGACUCAAUGAUCGGGCGGGUAUUGAAGGCGAAGCUAUGGCCCGACGAGAACGACAAAUCGUGGAAGAAGAACGUGCAGGACAUAAAUGGAGAGAUUCUCUGCGUGUCCCAAUUUACACUCUACGGCCACCUAAAAAAGGGCAACAAGCCCGACUUCCAUGAAGCCGCCGAUGCGGAGACCGCGCGCAAACUGUAUGAUUACUUCAUUCAACGGUUGAGCGAAUCGUACAAGCCCGAACGGGUGAAGAACGGGGUCUUCCAGGCGAUGAUGGAGGUCGAAUUGAAGAACGACGGGCCGGUUACGAUUGAGAUUAAUACGCAAUUACCGAAGAAGGAGAAAAAGGAACAACCGCCUGGCAAGGAGGAUGGAAAGCCGCAGACAUUCGAGUUUAAGUUGCCGGCGGAGUUGAUGGAGUGA